UUAAGCGUGCAGAAGGCUCCGCAGGAGGCUUUGGAGAAGGCCCAACGGGUUGGGGGCAAGCUCAACAGGUGGGAUUCAUGCUGGCGCGUGUUGCUGGAAGCGGAAGCGAGGGGGGCGGGAGGCAGCGGGGACAAGAAAAGUGCGCUGGAGGCGGCGUGGUGGCCCGUUUGCCGGGGGGCAAAAGCUCUGCGGGGCCUGCUGCGGCUGCACACGCCAUGACGGACGACAGCAGCCACGACCACGACCACGGCACGGCCACGACGGACGCAAGUCCCUACGUCACGCUUGUUUCGAGCGACGGGUUCACCUACACGGUGAGCAAGGACGCGGCGAGCAUCAGCGGCACGCUGCGCAACAUGAUCUCCGACACCUUUGAGGAGGGCACCACCAACACGAUCCGGCUGCACGACAUCGACGCGCCUGUUCUCGACAAGGUGGUGGAGUACCUCUACUACAACGAGAAGUACAAGGACUGCGUGGACGUGCCCGACUUCCACGUGCCGACCGAGAUGGCCCUCGAGCUGCUAGUGGCUGCCGACUUUCUCCACGUCUGAGCCCGGCGAGCGCUCUAUAAGCUAUGUAGCCACUGUGUGUAGAGCCAUGUGUAAGAAGCCAUGUGUAAGAAGCCAUGUGCCAAUGCGGACUUCCCCAGGACGGCCCGCGCAACAACACCACGAGAGACGAUGAGCCGCAACCGCAGCAGUAGACCGUCCCGUCGCCGCUGCCGGAGAACCCCGGCC
Pichia membranifaciens NRRL Y-2026 is the source of this 740-nucleotide messenger RNA. RefSeq lists its product as hypothetical. Gene Ontology annotation, molecular function: protein-macromolecule adaptor activity. The record is from RefSeq and is a predicted model, not a curated record. The coding region runs from base 216 to 554 and encodes 112 amino acids. Gene Ontology annotation, cellular component: elongin complex. The transcript has a single exon. Gene Ontology annotation, biological process: ubiquitin-dependent protein catabolic process. Lineage: Eukaryota; Fungi; Ascomycota; Pichiomycetes; Pichiales; Pichiaceae.